Culex quinquefasciatus (southern house mosquito) is the source of this 2600-nucleotide messenger RNA. Its product is annotated as putative mediator of RNA polymerase II transcription subunit 29. Gene Ontology annotation, molecular function: zinc ion binding; nucleic acid binding. The coding region runs from base 948 to 2078 and encodes 376 amino acids. The transcript is spliced from 5 exons. The record is from RefSeq and is a predicted model, not a curated record. NCBI's taxonomy places the organism in Eukaryota, Metazoa, Arthropoda, Insecta, Diptera, Culicidae.
UGUGAACAUCCCUACUAUUUUUGAGAUCACACCAAUACUAAGGGAAACAAAUGACAAUGUGAACAGAGGUGAAGUAAUAAAGCCGAACGAUCGAGUCGUCCCUUUUCGAUUACGACCAGCAAGCAGACAACAUCUUCUUUCAUUUAGCUCCGACCGAUACCUGUCUUUCGCGUGGUUAUCAGUGGCGACGGGGAUAUUGGAAGUUUUUGCUUACUGUCCGGGAGUUUGGUAAAAUCGGGUAAUUAAAACACGCAGUGAAAACGGCGAACUACAACCGGUAAAACCAUUUUUCGAGACAGAGCGAAAACACGUGUUUUCUUUUGUUUGAGUGACGGGCUCAAAAGUGAACAUUUUGUUUUUGGUGCGGCACAAUUUUUUUUCCUUCUGCUCGUCUGCUUAGUGGUGGCCUUGGCAGUAAAAUUCGAUCUCCAGCUGGAGUAAAAGUGCGGUAGGCCGGCAGAAAUCCGGAAAAAGGUGUGCAGCACGUAAUAAUCGUUUAACAUAGCGGAAAACGUCCGGCGGAAGGCUGUUCCGGUAGAACUUUCUACGGUUCCGGCUGGGGUUCUCGCAUUGAAAGGUGGUGUGUGCUGCGGAGGAACAAAAGGACGACGUCAUUUUGUUGGAGCUGGUCCGACAUUGGUAAAGCAGGCGGUGCGCAUUAGUGGUUGCGUUUAAACGGUUCUUGGUCCGAGUCGUGCUAGCUUUACGUGAUUUUGGCCGGCAUCUGGGCGAGCAACAGGACAACGAGCUCGAUUGGUCAUCUGUGAGGACGCGCUGUGUAGUCUGGUGCGGUGGUACGACGCCAUUUUGUACGAUCGAGACAGUGAUUACCAGCGGAAGCUCGAGGACGUCGCUGUUGGAGGUGCUUGGAAGUCAUUGUUUGGCGUGACCUUGAGUUAAGUAGGCCAAAUAAGCUGGCAACGGCCGGAACAGGAGAAACGGGCAAAAUGAGCAUGGCAUCGAGUAUCGAGCAGUACCGCAAAGGCGCAGUCUUUGGAGAUUGGGCCGAUAGGCUAGAAUACACGUUUAAGGCCAACAAAGUGGAGGGUGAACUUAAAAAAUCACAUUUUAUGAACCUUUGUGGUCCGUUUAUCUAUUCUCAACUUAAACUUCUCUUCAAGAAGGAUGAAUUAGACAAAGCUGAUUAUGCUACCAUUGUGGCAAAACUCAAGCUUAAACUUGAUUUAGUUGAGCCUGACCUUGUACAACGGUUUCGGUUCAGUCAAAGAACGCAACAACCGGACGAAACCGCUGAGGAGUUUGUGCAAGCGGUCAAACUUCAAGCUGAGUUUUGUGGGUUUGAAAAUUUCAAAGAAGUUGCAAUCAUUGAUAGAGUUUUGGUUGGACUUAGUGAUGCUGUGUUGAAGGAAAAUCUUCUGAAGGAGGAAAAGUUGGAUUUGGCAAAAUUGGACAAGUUUAUCACUACAUGGAACAUUGCUAAACGCAAUGUACAUUCGCUUUUCAAUCAAAAUUCGUGCGCUAAUUACAACUACCCUCCUCCGGAGAUGAUUAACCAAGUGAGAAGACCAGUUCACGAGCGUUUGGGCCAUCCCUACAAUCAAAGACAACACACACGCACACAAAACAAUGUCAAUAGACAGAGUAACGGUUUCAAUAGAUCGGGAAAUGGCUACAACAGAUCUGGUUACAACAACAACAAUCACAAUCGCACACAAAAUUCACAAAACACUCAACGUACAGUUCGAUUCCAAGGUGAUAACCGUAACAACACACAAAGAAACACAAACUACAGUAACAAUAACAGACUAAAUGGUCGUAACAACUACAACAAUUGGCCUAAGAGGGAUUAUUCAGAGAUGGUAUGUGAUUACUGCGGGGAGUUAGGUCAUAUAAAAAGAAAGUGUUUCACAUUGAGAAACCUGCGGCGAGAUGCGGUGAAUUUCAUCGAGGCCGCGAAGCCAGGGACCAGUGCUGAAAAGGAGUUGUCAGAUCUGAUGGGGCGCAUGAGGACAACGGAUGUUCCUAGGGCGGAGACAUCGGAUGAUGAAAGCUACUCCGAGUGGAAUCCAGAUACAAAUUGGAAACGCGGUGCUAAUCGCGCAGCGCGGACAGCUUAAACCGCGACGUGAACGCCGGCACGGGCAUCCAAAUUUGAUGAUGCCGCUCGCGAAGCCGGUGACGAACGAAGCUGAAGACAACCUGGAGCUCGAGAUGGGAGAAGAUUUUGAGAUAUUGCGGGGCACCGGAUGCGGUGAAGGCCCGUUCCGAGGUUUUCCGGAACCGGUUCAACCAAGAGCGAGGAGACGGAAGCGGGAUGCCGCCGAGGCAGAUUUGCCAGAGAUUUGUCUUCGGCGUUCUAAACGCAUAAGGAAUCCAAAAGUGGACAGUGAAUUUAACUAUAACUAGUGAAUUGUAUUCGCGCUCUAAAUUUGUAUUAACUGAUACAUGAAUGAAUUCUAAACUAUGUUCUUUAUUUUAUUAUGUAAAACCAUUCCUAAGAAGGGAGAACUGAUGUGAACAUCCCUACUAUUUUUGAGAUCACACCAAUACUAAGGGAAACAAAUGACAAUGUGAACAGAGGUGAAGUAAUAAAGCCGAACGAUCGAGUCGUCCCUUUUCGAUUACGACCAGCAAGCAGA